Asterias rubens (European starfish) is the source of this 5396-nucleotide messenger RNA. Its product is annotated as multidrug resistance-associated protein 5-like. The record is from RefSeq and is a predicted model, not a curated record. NCBI's taxonomy places the organism in Eukaryota, Metazoa, Echinodermata, Asteroidea, Forcipulatida, Asteriidae. The transcript has 26 exons. The coding region runs from base 391 to 4797 and encodes 1468 amino acids. Gene Ontology annotation, cellular component: membrane. Gene Ontology annotation, molecular function: ABC-type transporter activity; ATP hydrolysis activity; ATP binding. Gene Ontology annotation, biological process: transmembrane transport.
GUAUUUUCACCGCACACACAUAACGUCCACACGACCUGACUGGAUCGGACCUCUUUAUAUAAUCCACAUGAUUAUUCUACUCUCUCACAACUAGGUCAUUCUUCAGUCAACGGUCGAUGCAUUCAUGCUUAUUGUCCAGUUGUUGUUGGUUGUACGUCCUUGCAAUGUGUGUGUUUGAGGUAGGGUAUAAACGAGUUGUUAGCUUGCGUUCUCACCACACUACAGAGGGUUCCCCGGUCCAUGCUUCUUUCUCCACGCUCAGUCAAAGCCGGAGGUGGAACUAUACCUCUACUUACGUUUGAUAUCGAAGGUAUGAAAGUGUGAGUUGUACCCUGCUGGUGAUAUCUAAAACCUUUAAAGAAAAUAAAUAAUAAAGAAAUUUGCAUAACAAUGGGCGACGAUACAGCAAAGACUGGAAAGGGUGAUGUCAUAGAUCACAUGACAUCUUUCCCAUUGGACAACGCUGGUCUGGCGGACAUUCGGACUGACGAAGAUGUUCAGAUGAAGCCAGGAGAUGGAACGCACAUUACGUAUCGAAAGGGGAAAGGAAUGAAAAAAUACAAGAAGAGUUUGAAGAAGUUGGUGCCGUUCAGACCAAAACCAAAGAAAGAGCCCUUUGUUCCUCUGGACCACAGCGGACUAUUCUCGUUUCUAACUCUCUCCUGGAUGACGCCAAUCUUUAAGAAAGCUGUCAAGAGACCACUUGAGUUGGUAGAUUUCUUUACGAUGUCUGAGAACGAUAGUGGGGAUCUAAACGGUCAGAGAUUUCAAGCAUUAUGGGAAGAGGAAUUGAAGAAAAAUGGCAAAGAGAAAGCAUCGUUGAAGAAAGUUUGUCUUCGAUUUGUUCGGACUCGUCAUCUAAUGAGCCUGUGUUUCCUCCUUAUGUCCGUCUCUUGUAUCUUCGUCACCACAGCAGUAUUAGUCCAGCGGCUCCUAGAGUACACCGAAGCUGAGGAACAGAAUGUUGGAUAUGGAUUAGCCAUUGUCUUCUCAAUCUUAGCGCUAAACUUCAUACGUAUUUUCUGCGAUGUUACGUACUGGACUACAAGCUUUCGUACAGCUACACGUCUCCGUGGUGGAAUUCUCUCCAUGAUGUUUAAGAAGAUUGCCAGGCUACGAAGUCUUCAAGACAGGACAGUUGGCGAGAUAGUGAACAUCUGCACCAAUGACAGUCAGCGCAUCUUUGAUGCCUUAGUGAUUGGUACAAUCCUCAUCUCGUCUUGUUUCUUAUUACUGUCUUGUAUCAUCGCAGUCUCAGUGAUUAUUGGACCAGCUGCCUUGAUUGGAACGCUAGGAACGUUUCUUAUCAUCACACCACUACAGAUGAUCAUGGGAAAGGUCUCGGCCAAGUUUCGUCAGCGAGGGAUUUUAGUCACUGAUGAGAGAGUUCAGAAGAUGAGUGAAGUGCUGACUUUCGUCAAACUUAUCAAGAUGUAUGCUUGGGAGGAACCGUUCGCUAAGAAAGUUGCAGCUAUUCGAGCCAAGGAACGUCGUCUUCUGGAGACAGUUGCAUACAUGAUUAGUUUCAGUCUAUCACUCGUUCCGUUGGUACCAAACGUGGCGACGGUGUUGUCCAUCAUCAUUCAUAUCAGCUUUGGAAACACUCUGACGGCAGCUGAGGCAUUUACUCUUAUAGCUGUUUUGAAUACAUUAAGAGCUGUUCUUGGUCCGACUCCGUUUGCUGUUCGUCUUCUGGCAGAGUCAUCUAUCGCACUGAGAAGGAUAAAAAGUGUCUUAGACAUGGAAGACAUUGCCCCACUUCAACAAAUGGCACCAAACGACAAAUACAGUGUCGUCAUUGAAGGCGCCACCUUUGCCUGGGAUAAGCUGAAGUCUCUUAAUGCUGAUAAUGACGAGAUUGAAGAUGAAGAAAUUGAUGAGAAAGAGGUUGCAAAUGGAAUGGAUGUAGAUGCAGUCUCAGUCUCAGUUGAUGAUGCAAAACCUGGGAAUGGUGUCUCAAAAGAUGGUCCUAGUGUCACGUCAGUAUCGAGCGCUAGAGAGGACAGCGCUGAAUUUGAAGACAUUCCGCUGACCGGAAAUGGAAACUCAAACAACAAUGCUGAUUCCUCACAGAGUAAUGGAAAAGCAGCUGCAACCCGGAAGGGGUCAAGGGUGAAUGCAAAUGGUGACGUCGUCAAUGUUGAUGAUUCAAAGAUCGAGACGCUCUUUAAUAUCGACCUCACUCUUGAAAAGGGUAAACUGACUGGAGUGUGUGGUGCAGUAGGUAGUGGCAAAACCUCAAUCAUCUCAGCUAUCCUCGGACAAAUGCACACCAUGCAAGGCUCGUGUUUAGUCUCCGGCUCAUUUGCAUACGCUGCUCAAGAGCCGUGGAUAUUCAACGCAACACUCCAAGAAAAUAUUCUAUUUGGCGAGGAGAUGGAUGAAGAGCGCUAUGAGAAAGCUAUCUAUGCUUGUUGCUUGACGCAAGACUUGGAAAUACUGACGGAUGGUGAUAUGACUGAGAUUGGUGAGCGAGGAAUCAACUUGAGCGGUGGUCAGAAGCAGCGUGUGAGUCUGGCGAGGGCAGUAUACGCCGAUCGUGAUGUCUACUUACUCGAUGACCCUCUGAGCGCGGUCGACUCUCACGUUGGAUUGCAUAUCUUCAAUGAGUGCAUCAAGGGCGCCCUCAAUGGAAAAACAAUUUUUUUUGUCACUCAUCAACUUCAGUAUCUCAAAGACUGCGACAUUAUCUUGACCAUGAGCCAAGGUAGCAUCAAGGAGAGAGGUACCCAUGAGGAGUUGAUGGUCGAUGGGACGGAGUACAGUCGUCUCAUCCAGAAGCAUCAUGCUAAGGCAGAGACUGAAGACAAUAACAAUACUGACGAUCUCGAAGGAGACGGUGAAGCCGGAUCCAAGUUUCAGAGAAGUCUCAGCACAAUGUCUUCAAGGAGUAACGCUAGUACUGCAUCUCAGACGUCAGAGGACAGGGUAGAGGAUGGCAAAUUAGUAGAAGCUGAAGAUCGAUCAGCAGGUACCGUUGGUUGGGUGACGUAUAAAGGAUACGCUAAAGCUGCAGGUGGGUACGCCAUGGUGUUUCUAGCUUUCUUGACGUACAUUCUUGUCAUCGGGGGUCUGAACUUCAACAAUUGGUGGCUGUCGUUCUGGCUGAAUCAAGGAAAUGGAACAGAGAUAGAAGUAAACUCCACAGACCCUAACGAGCCCCCAACAACGAUUCUAAUAGGAAGUAUAUCGGACAAUCCUCAGCUGAACUUCUACAUGUUAAUCUAUGGUGUCACUCUUAUUGGUACACUUGUAUUUGGUGCCUUAAAAAGUGGAGUUCUCAUGAAGAUUCUUUUGAAGGCUUCAUCAACGAUGCACGACACUGUCUUCAUCAAGGUGUUCCAAAGCCCCAUGAGUUUCUUUGACACUACCCCGACAGGACGGAUCCUUAAUCGAUUCUCUAAGGAUUUAGAUGAAGUCGAUGUUCAACUUCCGACUAACUUGGAGCUGUUUACGCAGAACACUUUCCUCAUCUUGUUUGCUCUGAUCACAAUCUGCAUCAUCUUCCCUUGGUUCUUGAUCGCCAUGGUUCCAAUAGCUUUCUUCUUCGGAGUCAUCUUGUAUUAUUACCGCCAAGGGGUGCGUGACAUUAAACGAAUCGAGAACAUAACUCGGUCACCGUGGUUCUCACAUAUCAUGGCCACGGUACAGGGUCUUAACACCAUACAUGCUUACGACAAGACGGAACAAUUCAUCAACAAAUACAUCCAUCUUCUAGACACCAACGCUCAUCCUUACUUGACGUUCCGUGUAGCCUCUCGUUGGGCUGGUCAGCGGCUAGAGUUACUGGUCAUCACAGCCUCGUUGUUGACCAAUCUAUUUGUGGUCUUCUCUUAUGGUAUUGUUUCACCUGCUCUAGCUGGACUGGCUGUGUCCUAUACUAUACAGAUUACAGGAUUGCUUCAGAUUACAGUCUUAAUGGCUUCAGAAACCGAGGCAAGAUUUACAUCAGUGGAACGAAUUCUCAGCUAUACAAGGGUUCUGAAAUCCGAAGCCCCGGCUCAUAUCAAAGAAACCAAACCAGACGAUGACUGGCCGCAGCAAGGAACCAUCGAAUUCAAGAAGUAUAAGAUGCGUUACCGUGACAACCUACCGUUGGUAAUCAAGGGGAUUGAUUGUCAUGUACGACCCAAAGAGAAAAUCGGCAUUGUGGGAAGAACUGGCUCUGGUAAAUCGUCUCUCGGUGUGGCUCUAUUCCGAUUGGUCGAGGCAGCAGCAGGUGAAAUCUUUAUUGACGGUGUGAAUAUAGCGACAAUCGGACUGAAAGAUCUACGCACCAAGCUUUCCAUUAUUCCUCAAGAUCCAGUACUAUUUAAAGGAACAGUCAGGUAUAAUCUGGACCCAUUUGAAGAAUACGAUGAUGCAAAAAUCUGGGAAUCAUUGGAAAGAACCUACAUGAAGGAAAAGAUAAGUGCCUUGGAUAAUCAGUUAGAAGCCUUGGUGGUAGAAGGAGGCGAUAACUUCUCAGUUGGUGAGAGACAAUUGAUGUGUAUGGCUAGAGCACUACUCAGGAAUAGCAAGAUAUUGAUGUUAGACGAAGCUACGGCAGCCAUUGAUACAGACACAGACAGUUUGAUCCAAACUACAAUCAGAGAGUCCUUCAGUGAAUGUACGAUGUUAACCAUUGCACAUAGACUCAAUACCAUUCUAGACUCUGAUAGAGUAUUAGUUAUGGAUAAUGGAAAGAUUGCCGAGUUUGAUAAACCUUCAGCUCUCCUGUCCAAUCCCGAUUCUAAGUUUAGUAAGAUGGUCGAGGCAGCCGAGUCGCAGAAACAUGAUAUUCCUGUCGAGUUGUAAAAGUAGUUUAUUUAAUUUGUAUGUGAUUGAACGUCUGACUGCCUUUUUUGUACAUUCUCAGUACUAGUGUGUUAUUCAUGUAAUCAUAACAACAGUGAUGGUCAUAGAACGGGUAAUUGAAGGAAAUAGAAAAAAAUCACACACAAAGUUAAAGGUGCUGAGUGAAUUUUCUUUGAUCAACCACAUGUCUUUGUAAAAAAUUUCCUUUAACAAAGGGCCCAUUGCAAAAAGGAGGUUUAAUGGCAAAUAUGUAAGCAAUUUUGAAUCUUUAAGGACUUGCCUUGAAGUUAGUUUUUGAGAUAUAAAAUGUUUGACAACUUUUUCAAGUUUUUUAAACAACAGGGCAUUGUCAGACGAUAUUAUUUUGCAGGGUGCUAACUACUAGGGUGGCCAUCUUGACUAUAGGGAAGCUUUCGAAUAUAAAAAAUUACACAAUUAUUGUAGGUGUUUAAAAAAAAUUAUGACCCUGUUUUAACCAGUGAAACGCGCUCAGGGUGGAGUGUCUUGAAACUCAGGAAAAACUUCAUAUAUACAUUCAACCCUCGUCAUUAAGAGCAAUAAUAAAGAGGAACAUGUACAGGCUUUGCUUGUAAAGAGUA